AGUAGCAUGAUGGGAUAUGAGAGUCCUCCGGCGGCGCGCUGCCGCCAUGUCACCUAGAGAGAAACAUUUAGCGCUUCUCUCUGCUUUAGGCAUAGUUAGUCUUGCUCUUUAUUAUAUUCCUUCUUUUCUUUACGCAACUUUAAUUCUUGCAGUUUGUUGUGUUGUCUGUUACUAUCACAGCGGAGAACCGCUUCCCGCCAGGUUAGGCCUGAAUCCGCGGGCUGGACUGAACAUCCCAACCGCACUCAGACGCUGGUUGUUCGGUUGGGGGGAGACCGGCGUGUCGGUGGCCGCGCGGGGGAGAACGAAGAGUAACAGCAAUAGAGCCGAGCUCCGGGAAUUAGAGGGACACUUCAGACAAAGGCUCAACGAAACUGGGAUUUAUCGGAGGGAAGCAUUAGCAAGUGACUCGUUUCUUUUCAGCCCACGGGAUUUACUCAUGGGGAGUUACAUCGGGAAACCCGAGAGUCCAACCGCUGACUCCGGGAGGCCGAGAGCAGGGAGAAACCCCCGAGAGCAGCUGCGGGAAAAGCUGUCCAGACCCAACCAUGCUGUCUAUACCCCGAACAGGAGGCUGUCAUUCGCUGGGGAGCCACCAGGAGCAGUGGGCAGGUUUACCAUCACCCCCCAGCGUCACUACCCCCUGCAGCAGCCGGGUGUCUCGUCAGUGGGAGUCCUACCUCCUACCAAGUGGGAUGGCUUCAGAAAGAAAAACAUCCUCAGCCCUCGUAAUUCCCCGGCCACCCUCAGUCCCGUCACCGUGAAGAUCGCCAGGCCCAACCACAACACCCCAAGUUUUAGUUUGGACCAACUGAGUUGUUCAGGACUCCCCAGGGCUCCUGCGGACCCCUGCUCCAGAGACAGCGUUCUCAGGGUGUUGAAGGAAAGCCGCAAGAGAGAAGUGGAGGAUGAGGACAGGAGCUUCACAACUGAGCAGAGAAGCAAAAGAAGGCGUAAUGACAGCGGUGGAAGUGCACACUCUGCUUUUGAGCCUCUUUUGCCCAAUGGAACACCCUCACAGCUUGUCCCUAAGCCAGGGAGCCUGAAAAGAGGGAUGACUUCACUGGCAGAAGAGGCCAUUAUGAAGAGGUCUCGCACCUCCUCCAUCAGCUCUGGCAGCGGGGUCCAUACCCCCAGAGGAACCCCAGGCUCCAGGAGAAACCCUAUCCACAGCUCAUACAGCUCUUCGCGAGGCCUCAGCCAGUGGAAGAAACCGUCAGCACCCAGCUCCCCUCUGUCCAGCCCUGGAUCAUCUCGCUCUCAGACUCCAGAGGGAGCUGCUAAAAGACCCAGAGAGGAUGACGGACAGUCUCCGAGCUCAGCAUCCUCAGUGAGGUCUGAGCACACAGCCUCUGACAAGGCACCUGUUACUUCAAAACUGACUCCAGUCCCCAAGGUCCCUGUCACUACCUCAACAGACUCUACUGGUAGUGGUGGGAAGAGAAAACGGAAGAUCCAGCUGGUGUCCAGCCACCGGGAUGAUCACAUCUCCCUGCCCCCGCCUCCAGAACUUGGCUACACUAUCACUGUGAAAGACCUGGAUGAAGAGAAGAAGGCUGCCAUCAGCAAGAUCCAGAAAGUCCUGGAGACACCUGCUCCAGAGCCAGAGAAGUCGGUCUCUCUCCCAGCUGCAACUUCCACCCAGCCCACCUCCUCUACCAGCUCUGCUCAACCCUCUACCACCACCACCACCCUGAGCAGCCUUCUUGCAGCUCCUCUGCCCACAUCCUCCAGCUCUGCCAUCCCAGUCAUCAACCUGGAUCCCAGCCCAGGCAGCAGCGUCAGCACGGCACCUGCAGCCUCGAACCCACUGCUUGAGGCUCUGAAGAUGAAGACCACCACUCCUGCUAGCUCCACACCCGCUGCCAGCACUAUCACAGUGUCUGCGUCAACCACACCAGUGCAACCCAGUGGCUUAAACCUGAAGGCAACGACUGUAGUGGACUCCCCACAGCUCUCCCCUGCCUCCCAGUCUCAGUCCUCCACUGCUGGUGUGGAGCAGCCAUCUGCCUUUACUCAGGUCCUGAGUCAAGUUUUUAAGGCUUCCAGCAGCACCACACCUGUAGCAGGAGCAGGCCUGUUUGGACUGGCCAACCAGAACAGCACCCCCUCUGAUUCUACAGCCUCCAACCCGGUCACUACUACUACUGCUGCUGCCCCAGCUAGCAGCGCCGAAUCACUGAGCAGCACAAACCCUCUGCUUGCUUCAGGGUUCAAGCCCAUCUUUGCCGUCACCACCGCUUCCUCAGCUACAUCAGCCCCACAGAGCAAACCACCUGACCAGAAUUUCAAGCCCAUCUUUGGAGGAGCCACUGCAGGUGCUGGCUUUGGACAGUCUCCAUCACUCACAACCACCAACCCAGCCUCUACGGUUUCUUCAAGUAGUACACCCUCAAUAUUUGGCAGCUCGACAAGCAGCACCACAGCUGCCCCAUCUGUUUUUCCUGGAUUGACCAACACCCCCACUGGAACAGCCUCCACCACCACACAGCCUACAGCCCAGACAGCUGCGAAAUCCCUUUUUGGAAGCUGUUUCACACCAUCCACAAUAACUACCAGCUCAAUCACAGCGCAGGCCCCUAACACAGGGAGCACAUUUCAAUUUGGAGCUGCUACCACCACUGCUGCAGCUACCCCAGCUCCUGCUGCUGCUGCUGCUGCUGCUGCUGCUACCACCACAACCUCCAGCAAUGGCACCUUCACAUUUGGUGCCACACAGUCGGACCCUCAAGCUGCCAGCCAGAAGGUGUUCUCCUUUGGCCAGCCGGCACCCAGCCAGAACACAACCACUGCUUCAUUUGGAGGCUUUGGCAUGGCCAACACCUCCUCCACCACUGCUGCCGCUGCCACCACCCAGUCCACUUUCGGCUUUGGAAAGCCGUCAUUUGAAGCGCCGGCAGCACAGGCAACUUUCGGCUCUUCGGCAGCACCACCUAAACCAUUCACGUUUGGAGGCAGCACAGCAUCAUCCACCCCUGCCUCUAACCCCGCCCCAGCACCCUUCACCUUUGGGGCAGCGGCAGCCACCACAGCAACCACAUUUGGGACACCAGCUAAACCAGCAUUUGGAGGCAGUUCUGCUGGUUUUGCUUUUGGUGGCUCCACAGCUCCCCAGGCCGCACCCACAGCUGCGCCAAGCUUUGGUGCAGCAACCCAGACUCAGAGCUCCUCGUCAGCCACCUUCACAUUUGGUAGCGGUGCUCCUCAGCCGGCUCCCUCCGGCCCUGCGCAGCCAGCACCAGGUGCAUUUAACUUUGGUGCUGGUAUGUCAUGUCCCCAGUUUGGAACACCAGUCCCCAAUAAUCCAGCACCGCAUAUGGGAAGCUUCAACUUUGGGGCUGCUGCUACAGACAAACCAGCUUUUGGGACAUCCACCCCAUCUUUUGGCCAGAGUGCUGCUGCAGGUCCAAUUCCUUUUGGAAGUCCUGGAACUCCAGUCCAAGGCUUCAAUGCUGGUCCUUUUGGGUCUCCAGCGACUCCCUCCUUCUCUAUCGGAGCCGGGUCAAAGCCGUCUGGAGCACGGCAGAGGCUGCAGGCGCGGAGGCAACACAACAGGAAGAAGUAACCUGCUACAUGUGUCCAACACCACUUUGAGAGGACUUCAGCUGUUGCUGCUAUGGCUAAUCUGGCUAAUAUUGCUCUGUUCUAUGCCUAAUAUCCCCCCCACACACACACACACACGCGCGCACACCAGGCUGCCACCAUGCCCUCUGCUUCCUUCCCCUCCUCCGGUGGGUUGUGCUGGGCACGAAACAUUGCGUUCGCUGAGGGGUUAGAAAGAGCACACCAGCUUGCUGAGUUCAUGCUGCCUGGAUGACUACACGACCCAGUGAGGGAACGUAGCAGCGAGGAGACAGAAUCCAGAACAAUGUACAAUACUUGAAGAGGGAGAAAAGAGAAUUGAAUAGUUUGGUUCUGAACAAAAGCAUAUCCAAAGUUCUUUUUCCUUUUACAGUAUGUGGACACUCCCAUUGGUUCGUCUUGAGGAGAAAGCUGAGUCAGUCAAAGACAUGGAGCCUUGGCUCAAACAUUUAUUUUUUUACGUGAAGCGCUCACUGGUUUGUAUGUUACCGAAUAUUUGAGUACAUUUUCUGAAUGAGUCUGAGUAAGGUGAAAUGCACAGUUGAUUCAGAUAAGGUACAUAACGCUGCAGUGUAAAUGUAAAGUUAUGAGAAGUUUGCAUUUUAAAUUAUUUUUUUAAUUGGCUCUCUAACCCUGUAAAUGAAUAAUGUGUUUCUGCACUUAAGGGCAACUUAGUAAAUGUCUUAAUGUAGUUAGUAAAGACCCUUGUGUUCUUGUUUCAUACUCUGUCAUUGCAAGCAUUCCCAGAGUCCUCCUGUGGACAGCCUUUUUUAAUAGUUAUUGCCAACACUGAUGUAAUUAGUAGGUCAGUAUGUGAUUAGGAUGACUACUCUUGACUUGUGCUGUCAAACCAAAGCCAAUUCUUCAACUUCAUGCCUGUGAAAAGAAUCUGUGAUCUGAGAUGUGUUUGUUUGUGCCAGACUACCUCUCUUUACUCCCAGGCACUGAAUCCUUGUUAGUUCACUGAAAAAUAACAAAUCUGACAGCAUCGACUAGAACAAUAAGAUUUUACUUUCAACUACUGUCAAUACAAAUGUACCUUUAAUAAAUACAGUGAUUUAAAAAAAAAAAAACAUCUACAUACAAACACAUUAGCCCCACUUCUGAAAUACCUGUUUUGUUAUAGUUUACACCACGUUUCUGUAACAUCAGAUUUACUAAUAAUACAUUCUGGAAAUGGAAACCCUUACCUGUCAGAAAUUCUCACUAUGAUGCAGGGAUUUUUGUUGUCUCUAAUGUCUCUUAACUUGCACCAUGAGGUGAGGAAGUUUGUCAAGCAGACAUGACGGUAAACCUAUUGAUGUCAGCAGUCAAAAGUUAUUUUAUCAAAACUAUUUCUGUUCAGAGUAAUAAUCACCUCUUCUUGUGGCAAGUAUCUGAUGCAGUUUUUGAUGGAUAAUUUUUUUGAAUGAAUAAAAACAAAAUUUUGGACAUGGACGUUCCAAGAAGAACACA
Molecule: messenger RNA, 5037 nt
Organism: Lates calcarifer (barramundi perch)
Lineage: Eukaryota; Metazoa; Chordata; Actinopteri; Centropomidae
Gene: pom121
Product: POM121 transmembrane nucleoporin
Exons: 13
Coding region: 17-3565 (1182 amino acids)
Biological process (GO): RNA export from nucleus; protein import into nucleus
Cellular component (GO): nuclear pore
Molecular function (GO): structural constituent of nuclear pore
Source: RefSeq, a predicted model, not a curated record